This is a messenger RNA of Haliotis rufescens (red abalone), 912 nucleotides long. RefSeq lists its product as uncharacterized. The transcript has a single exon. The coding region runs from base 1 to 912 and encodes 303 amino acids. The record is from RefSeq and is a predicted model, not a curated record. NCBI's taxonomy places the organism in Eukaryota, Metazoa, Mollusca, Gastropoda, Lepetellida, Haliotidae.
AUGGCAAGGGAAGAGAUAUUCUACUUUGAGUCAGGUGUCCACUCAUACCACACCAAGUCAGGCGUCCACUCAUACCACACCAAGUCAGGUGUCUACUCAUACCACACCAAGUCAGGUGUCUACUCAUACUACACCAAGUCAGGCGUCCACUCAUACCACACCAAGUCAGGCGUCCACUCAUACUACACCAAGUCAGGUGUCUACUCAUACUACACCAAGUCAGGUAUCUACUCAUACCACACCAAGUCAGGUGUCUACUCAUACCACACCAAGUCAGGUGUCUACUCAUGCCACACCAAGUCAGGUGUCUACUCAUACCACACCAAGUCAGGCGUCCACUCAUACUACACCAAGUCAGGUGUCUACUCAUACUACACCAAGUCAGGUGUCUACUCAUACUACACCAAGUCAGGUAUCUACUCAUACCACACCAAGUCAGGUGUCUACUCAUACCACACCAAGUCAGGUGUCUACUCAUGCCACACCAAGUCAGGCGUCCACUCAUACCACACCAAGUCAGGCGUCCACUCAUACUACACCAAGUCAGGUGUCUACUCAUACUACACCAAGUCAGGUAUCUACUCAUACCACACCAAGUCAGGUGUCUACUCAUCCCACACCAAGUCAGGCGUCCACUCAUACCACACCAAGUCAGGUGUCUACUCAUACCACACCAAGUCAGGCGUCUACUCAUACCACACCAAGUCAGGUGUCUACUCAUACCACACCAAGUCAGGUGUCUACUCAUACUACACCAAGUCAGGUGUCUACUCAUACCACACCAAGUCAGGCGUCCACUCAUACCACACCAAGUCAGGUGUCUACUCAUACCACACCAAGUCAGGCGUCCACUCAUACCACACCAAGUCAGGUGUCUACUCAUACCAUGCUAAGCCAGUGUUUCAAGGGUAA